CGGUGCAAUUGGUGGGGUGUAUAACGUAUUGAUUAUUGGUCUGCUGUCAGCAGUACUGCACCGGUCCACUCAGCAAUAAUUAUUAUUUUUUGUCUCGUAUUCAUAUAGUCAUUACUCAUUAGUAUUCUUGCCUAUGCAUAUAGUCUGUAUUCAUAGUGGUCAUUUUGUGACAGUGCAGGGUAUAGACGUAUAGUGUAUUAUAAAUUAUAAUUAUUAGUGUUUACAGCUAUGGCGGUCGAUCAAUGAUUCCAACGGUUAAUAACAUUUUUUUUUUCAUAUAUCGCAGCGUUGUAUUGUUUUACUAUAAAAUAUAGUUUUGUGUACCUACCAAUAGACAUCAACUAUUGAACUAUCCGCGAUGAAGUAGAAUUAAACCAAAAUCUAUAAUCGAUUUUGUUGAAAACAGAUCUUGCGGUAUUUUUCCCGGCGCUUAAGUACCAACUAGAUUUACUUUCCUAUUAGAAAAGAUGCUAUUGAAGAAAAUCUAAACGUUUUUACUGUCCUAAAAGAUGAUGACAGACCCAAAAAAAAAAUGAAUAAAAAAAAACACAAAGAAAUGUAAAUACCGUUACAUUUAUCAUUCCGCCCAGUAACUAAAAAUUAAAACAGUAAAAAAAUGAUACAAAUGUAACCACACUAUCAGCCAAAUAUUGAAAAAAUAAUGUAUAAUAAUAGAUACACAAACCAGAAUGACCGUGGUCAAAAUAACCAGCAUAGAAGAUUCAGAACAAAUCCAUCAGUAAAUGCAGAAAACGACCAAUUUGAUUUUAAGUCAUCCAAGCAAAAUGAACGGUUACAGCCCAGUAGUUCUACUACAAAAGAACAAUGGAGAAAACAACAGAAAUCACCAAAUAGACGAGAACGAUGGGGAAAAAAACAAAAUUUUGGAAAUAGACAAGAACAUUGGAGACCACAAUAUAAUUCAGAAACUAGACAAGAACAAUUAAAUUUCAAACAAAACUCUGAAAAUAGACAAGACAGAUGGGGAGGUAAAAAAAUUGAGCAAAAUGAGUAUCCUGAUAACAGCACAACUGAAAAAAAAAUCAUAAACAAGUAUAGUUUUGGAUUUAAACGCCUUGAAGAAUUAUGUAGCAAGGACCCAUCUGAGAUUGUAUUUGUGAUGUCAAAUAAAGUUAAUGGAUUCAUGGACCUAUUUAAACAAAAUAAAGAACCUGAUUGGAUUUUUUUGCUUAUGAAAGUAUCAGCUAAGAUUUGUUCUACUGAAUUAAUACAAAGCAAAACAUUCUUACUAACAGAACUUAUAUGUAAUCAAUUUUUUGAUCAUCUAAAAACAUAUAUAUUGAGUACACCAACAGAGAAAAACUUAAAUCGAUGCAACAAUAUGAAUAUAUUUUAUGAAGAUUGUUUAGUUGUGUUUCAAUCAAUAACUACAUUAUUUCCAAAAACAGCAGAAGAAAAAUUAAAGGAAAUAAUAGUAAGUAGUAAUAUUGCUUUAAAUGGUAUUAAAAGUUAUUGUAAUCAUAUAAAAAUUGAUGAAACUACAGUAAUUAAAAUGAAUGAAUUGCUAGAAAAACUCAAGGCUACAGUCUUAACGGAGGAAUUAAAAUUGAAAGAAAAAUUAGUUAUUGAAAAUAUUGCCCAACUAAUGCCUCCACCUGAAAAUUUUAGAGAACUAACUGUAUAUCCAACCGCAAUUGAUCUUGAAUGUGGAGAACGAUUUUUACGACCUAAUAUCUCCAAAGGAGCUUAUCAGAAUGUUGAACACUAUUUAGACGUUCAAUUUCGUCUUUUACGUGAAGAUUUUAUUGCUCCAUUACGAGAAGGUAUACAAUUUUAUAAAGAAACAAUAAACGAUGAACGUCAACAUCAGCGUCGAAAGAAGAUAAAUAAUAUCCGUAUUUAUCGUGAUAUUGAAUUUGAAAAAAAAGGUGAAUUUGUUCGUGAUAAAUAUGGUUAUCUAGUAAACUUUGACAAAAAAAAAAAAUUAAGAAUCAACUGGGAAAUGGCAAAACGAUUCAUGUAUGGAUCUUUAUUACUGUUUUCCGAAAAUAAUUUUAAAACUUUUUUUUUGGGUAUUGUUUUGGAGCGAAAGAUUGAACUUUUGAAACAAGGUAAGUUAAUUGUGGAAUUAUUAGAAGAUGAAAAACCUAUAUUUAAUACAUCUCUUACUAUGGUAGAGAGUGAAGUGUUUUUUGAACCAUAUAAAUGUUCAAUGGACGUUCUUAAAAAUAUUAAUAGUCAUAGUUUCCCUAUGGAAAAGUAUAUAAUAUCAGCUUGUAAUAAAAUAGACUAUCCAUAUUAUAUUGAUGAGUUACCUGAACACACCUGCUAUGUAAUUGAUGAUUUGAUUAAAUUCCAAGUACUGAGUCAAAAUCAUUGGCCUACUAAAGAACAGCUAGGACUUGAUGAAAUGCAAUUUGGAGCAUUUAGAGCGGCGUUGACACAUGAAUUUACAGUUAUUCAAGGGCCACCUGGUACUGGAAAAACGUUCAUUGGAUUGAAAAUUAUGAAAACAAUUAUAAAUAAUUUAUACAACAAGCCAUUUCUCACCAAACCAAUUUUAGUAGUGUGUUACACAAAUCAUGCUUUAGAUCAGUUUAUGGAAGGUAUAUUGAGUUUCACAAACAAAGUUAUAAGAAUUGGAGGUCAAUCUAAGUCAGAAAUAUUAGAAAAAUAUAGUUUAAGGAAUAUAUCUCGUAUGUACAGAAGAUCCAUUACAACUAAUAGAGGUCUUCAUAAUAUUGGUGACCAAGUCAAAACUACUAUGGAGAACAUAAAAUAUUUUAAGAAAUGUAGUGAAGUUGUAUCAUACAAUGCUGGGAUAUUAGAAUUAUCAUUAUUGAAAAAUGGUAUGCCUAAUCAAUAUCAUAAAUUUUUUAAAACUACUUUGGACCUUCUAUCUUGGUUAUUUCAAGAUUUUGAUUAUUUUAGUGUAGACCCAAUUGGGUUUAUAACUGGAAUUAGCAAUGAGUUGAUUAAUAGAGUUUAUAAUUCAGAAAAAUUGUUAGAAAUUAAAAAAGUAGUGGUUGAAGAUGAUGAUGAAGAAAAGCGAUAUGAACCAGAUUACUUAGAUCUAGAACAAAACAAUAAAGAUAUUGUAAUUUAUAGUAUAACAUUAGACGACAUAAAAAAUGCUUGCAAAGAACUACUUGAGGAGAGUAUACGAUUAGAGAAUCUAUCAAACGUAAGUGUACAUUUUUUUAAUGAAUCUGAAGAAGCCAAAUUCAACUUUGGUGUAAUGGAAAAAGUACAUGAUUAUUUUGAAUAUAUGUUGAAUUUAAUUGAUACUGAUAUUGAACUACCACAAAAAAUGACAGAUAUAUACGUGUUAAAUAUGAGACAAAGAUGGUCUUUAUAUUUUAGUUGGGUAAAAGAAACAAAAGAGAUGUUCAAUCCAAAAAUAAUAGAUUAUGAACAAAAGUAUACUCGAGUAUAUAAGCAAUAUGCUGAAUUAAGAGAGUUGGAAAAUGUAGAGCUUCUAAAUAAGAUGCAUGUAAUAGCAUUAACUACUACUGGUGCUGCUAAACACAGAAUAAUGUUGGAGGGAUUAGAAUCACCUAUUGUGGUCGUUGAAGAAGCUGCCGAAGUUUUGGAAGCACACAUUGUUUCUUCUUUAACAAGUCACUGCCAACAUCUAAUAUUAAUAGGUGACCAUAAGCAACUACGUCCUAGUAAUGCAGUUUACAAAUUGGCAAAAGAUUUUAAUUUUGAUAUUUCAUUGUUUGAACGUAUGGUCAAUAAUGAAGUACCUUGUUACACGUUAGGAGAACAACAUAGAAUGCGUCCAGAAAUAGCAUCUCUAAUAACUCCAUCAAUAUACAAUGAAUUGAAAAAUCAUAUUUCUGUUCACAAUAGAGAACACAUUCGUGGUGUUACAAAAGAUUUAUUCUUCCUAAAUCAUAAUAAAUUUGAAAACGAAGUUGAGGAAAUUUCAAGCAAAAGUAAUGAUCAUGAAGCUAGAUUUUUAAUUAUGUUUGCUAGACAUUUAAUUUUACAAGGAUACAAAACUGAUCAAGUGACAAUAUUAACGACUUACAGUGGUCAAUUAUUUCAAAUUCGUUCAUUAAGAAAAAAACACGCAAUAUUAGAAGGCAUGAAGAUCACUGUGGUAGAUAAUUAUCAAGGAGAAGAAAGUGACAUAAUUUUGCUAUCAUUAGUUAGAAGCAAUGAAAAGGGAAAUGUAGGAUUUUUGAAAACUGAGAACAGAAUUUGUGUUGCAUUGUCAAGAGCUAAGUAUGGACUUUACAUAAUGGGUAACAUGGACAAUUUGUACAACUCUGGUAAUUUGUGGAAACAAAUAAAAGAAACAUUAGAAAAUCAGGGUUCAUAUGGUGAUGAAUUGACUUUAGAAUGUGCUGUUCAUUCUGGUAUUAUGACAAAGGUUGCAAAAAGUGAAGAUUUUAAUAUUAUUAUGGAAGGAGGUUGUUCCAUGUUGUGUAAAUCGUUGCUAUUGUGUGGUCAUUAUUGUUCAAGUGUAUGUCAUUCUUAUGACCGUGAUCAUUUAGAAUUUAAAUGCAGGGAACCGUGUAACAAGUUCUGUGAUUAUAACCAUCCUUGUAAAAAAACAUGUUACAUGGAUUGUGGAGAUUGUCUUGUGCUAUUGAACAAAGAGUUACCAUGUGGUCAUGAAUUAACAUUACAAUGUUUUGUUGAUGUUCUUACUUAUCCGUGUGAAGAAAUGGUGGAAGCUUUCCUAGAAAUAUGUGGUCAUACAAUUUUAAAAAAAUGUCACGCCAAAAAACCCAUCUGUUCAUAUAAAUGUAUAGAUCGAUUAGAUUGUGGUCAUGCUUGUGAAAAAAAUUGCCACAAGGAUGAUGAUCCAGAUCAUGAAGAGUAUAAAUGCUUAAAACCUUGCGCAAAUAUAAACAAAAUGUGCUCUCUAAGUCACAAAUGUCAAAAGAUGUGUUAUGAAGACUGCUCGCUGUGUACUGUUAAAGUUAAGAAAGUUUUGCCUUGUGGACACACAAAGAAUGAUGUGCCUUGUGGAUUAAAUAUCAAUGACAUUAAAUGUAUUCUUCCAUGUACCCGUAAAUUAACAUAUUGUGUCCAUAAAUGUCAAUCUAAAUGCCAUGAAAAAUGUAAACCUUGUGAAAAUCAAGUAGUAAAAGUUAUACCAGACUGUGGCCAUUCAAUUACAAUGAAAUGUAAAACUUUACCAGAACGUAAGCUUUGCACUAAGAAAUGUAACCGAACUUUAAAUUGUGGGCAUAUGUGUAAGAAUUUUUGUGCAGACGAAUGUACAACUAAAGAUUGUGAGGAAAUAGUAUUGCAAAAAAAUAGUAAACUUGCUUGUGGUCAUAAUAGCGUUUGGGUUUUAUGUUGUGACAAAGAUAAAGAGUUCAGACUGGACAGCCAAUAUCUACUUGAUAAAUGCCGUGAACCAUGUUUACAAAAAUUAAAUUGUAAUGAUAUUUGUUUGGGAACAUGUGGAGAAUGCAAACAAGGACGCAUACAUGUACCUUGUAAUGAAAUUUGUAACAAGAUAAACCCAUGCAAUCAUACAUGUAAAUUCCCCUGUAAAGAACGAUGUCCACCUUGUAAUCAGAAAUGCAUUUACUCUUGUGUGCAUUCUAGAUGUACUCGUCUGUGUGGUGCUGCAUGUGUACGGUGCAAGGAAAAAUGUGAGUGGAAGUGUCCACAUUUGAAAUGUACCAGAAAAUGUUUUGAAUUAUGUAAUCGAUAUCCAUGUUAUGAGCCUUGCAAGUUCAAGUUGAAAUGUGGGCAUGAUUGUAUAGGUUUUUGUGGUGAACCGUGUCCUCCCCUAUGUCGCGUUUGUCAAGAAGAUGAAGUUACUACAAUAGUUUUUGGCAAUGAAGAUGAACCAAAUGCAAGGUUUGUUUAUUUAGAAGAUUGUGAACACACCAUAGAAUCUGAAGCUUUAACACAAUGGAUGAACCAAAAUGAUGAAGAAAUAUGUUUGAAACAGUGUCCUUUAUGUAAAACACCAAUUCUAAAAACCCAACGUUUUAUGAACCAAGUGAAAGUUAUAUUAGAAGACAUAUCUAAUAUAAAAACAAAACAGUAUGGAGCACUAUCUGUAAUCCGCGGCAACACAAAAACAAUAAUCAAUUCAUUAAAAUCCUUGAAUAAUAAUUUUUUUUCAUAUUAUAUUUGUGAUACAAAUGAUAGAUGUAAUAUAAUCAAACAUUUAUGGGAUGCAUUUUGCAAGCCUUUAUUAGCAUCUUUGAAUAAUAAACGUUCAAAGUUCUCUUUACCUGCCAAGGACAUUGAAUCAUUAAAUUUUGUCAUUGAUUUGUUUAAGUCUACUUCAAAGUAUAAAAAUAGAAUUCAAGAAAUCAAAGAUGUCCAAAGAAAAGAAUCGAUUAUUAAUCACUUUGAUUGGAUUCUUUCUGUUGCAUUCAGUUAUGCGCAGCAGUUGUCAAAUCAGCAAAAAUUUGAUAUCAACAUGGAGAUGGCGCGUGGUGCAAGGAUUAUGAGUUUAUUUGAGAUCAUGUCCAAUACAAAAUUUCAGAUGGCACAAAAUGAUUUAUACAAUUCUUAUGCAGUGGAGUUAAAAGACUUAGUUGGAAAUAUGGAAGCUCUAUUAAUGUCUUGUAAAAUAUACACUGUUGACAGAGAUACGGAAAUACAAAAGUUUACCGAGUUAAUUGAUGAGAAAUUUGAUGGGAUUGCAAUUAUAACUGAUGAAGAAAGACAGAUGAUUCAUGCCGCUAUGUCCGUCAAUUUUUCAGGAGGCAUUAAAGCUCAAGGACAUUGGUGUAAAUGUCCGAAUGGCCAUAUUUAUUGUGUUACAGAAUGUGGAGGGCCAAUGCAGAAAUCGGUUUGUCCUGAAUGUAAAGUGGAAAUUGGCGGACAGAGUCACAGACAUGUUUCAGGGAUUACCGUAGCAUCAGAGAUGGAUGGCGCAAGAAAUCUCAUGUACCAAAGACCAUAAGAAUAAUAAGGAUACCUAUUUAUUCAGAAAUUACUAUUUUAUCAGUUUAAUUUUACAAAGAUUCGAUGUUAUAUUUGGAUUUAAUUAAUUUUUUCAUGUUUAAAACAAUAAUAUAAGUAAAAUUGUGGAUAAGAGCCUAAGUGUGUAGUAUACAAGACUGGCUUUAUCACUUUUAAUAUAAUAUAUUGACAAAUCCAAAAAAAGUUUUACAUAAUUUUAUAAAUUGACAUCUUUAUGAAAAUAACCUACAGUUACACCAAGGUUUAUUGAUUAUAAUAUAGAUAAAGAUUAUUAUUUAAAGUGUACAACAGGGUUCUUUGAUUUUUAUAUUAUUAUUUAUGUAUUAAUUAAAUUUAUCUUGCAAAUUUACCUAAAAUACGUUAUAUAACAGUAGACAUUAGAGAUGUUCCGGGUACCCGGCAAUUAUUCGAUGGCGGGGUACUUGAUAUCAUAUUUAAGACUUGGCUCUUACUCGGUACCGGCGUAAUAACUACAUUUUUACUCGAGUCAUAUCCAAUGGCAAAUGCUGAUAAUCUAUUUAUAAAUAUAUGCAUACAAAUUAAUAUAACGGGAAAAAUCUAAAAUUCUAGGGCAAUAAAUUAUAAUUUAUUUUGGUACAUAUUGGAAUAACUGAACUGAUUUACAAUAGCCAGUUGAUUAUAAACAAAUCAUGUUUUUCUUCUACGAAUUACAAAAAUAAACCUCCUGUUUACUGUCUAAUAUUUAUAUAGUUGAUACUUGGUACUUUUUUUAAUAUUCAAUUUGUAUUUACAUUUUUACUCGACUUAUACUCAACACCCGAUCAGUGUUAAAAUUUUUACUUUAAAAUAUUAAAUAAUAUUUACAUUAAAAAUUGUAUACGUACUCCAUACAAGCAACGUUUGUGUCGAGACCAAAGUAUGAACAUUUAACAAAAGGUUCAUAUUAUAGUGUUGCUUACAAAACAUUUUAUUAUUCUAUAAAUACAAUAUAUAAUACCUACAAAGACAUAAUAUUUAAUUUCCACACAUAUUUCUUCUUUUUCGUAAUAGCUUUAAAACAAAAUCAAUGAUACUACUAAAAUAUAUUCAUAAAUCAGAAAAAAAAAUGUUUAUAUUUUGCCAUAAUAUAUAUGUACUUAUAAGUCUGAAUUAUUUAUAUAUUACUAUAAUUAUUAUUUUUUUAUCACUACACUUAAUAAAUUAGUUAUUACUUAUUUGUCUGAAUAUGUUUUAUUAAAUACUUUGUAAAGGACAGAUGCCCGUUAAUACAUGACAUAAAUAAUUUGCUGCCCAUUUGGAAUACUUGACGUUCUAAUGUAAAUAAUUAAGUUUACCAACUCAGCAACCCACACAUUGAUAAAUAAUAUCUUCCAUAGAUUAGGCAUCACAUCUUAAAAUAUUAAUAAUAUAAUAUGAGUUAAUAGUUAAAAUACAAAAUCU
Messenger RNA from Metopolophium dirhodum (rose-grain aphid), 8277 nucleotides. Its product is annotated as NFX1-type zinc finger-containing protein 1-like. Lineage: Eukaryota; Metazoa; Arthropoda; Insecta; Hemiptera; Aphididae. Gene Ontology annotation, cellular component: nuclear RNA-directed RNA polymerase complex; nucleus. The record is from RefSeq and is a predicted model, not a curated record. Bases 662 to 6856 code for a protein of 2064 amino acids. The transcript has 16 exons. Gene Ontology annotation, molecular function: zinc ion binding; helicase activity. Gene Ontology annotation, biological process: regulatory ncRNA-mediated heterochromatin formation.